AUGCGGUCGUUUCGUAAGCGCGGGGUGAUUCCGCUUCUAUUAGGAGCGAUUAUAGGCUUAUUGCUCGUUCUUGGAAUUAUUGCUGCUGUUUUGGUCGUUUGGAUAACUCGUAAGAAACGGCUGAAGCAUUCAUCAAGGAAAAAGAGCAAAAAAAGCAAGAAGAAGAGUGGCAAAGGUAAAAAAGGAUCCAAGGAUGGAUCGAAGACAAAGAAUAAAAAACGAGAUGAUGAUAAGAAGCCUCCAGAAAAAUCAGCAGGAAAAAAGGAGAAAGGCAAAGAUGACAGAAAGCCAGCUGGAAAGGCUGCUUCAAAAAUGGGUGAUGUGCCGCCAAAGUCCGCUAUGGGAAAAGCUACUUCAAAAAUGGGCAAUGUACCGCCAAAAUCCGGUAUGGGUAAACCACCGAAAUCCGCUAUGGGAAAAGCCACUUCGAAGAUGGGCAAUGUACCGCCGAAGUCCGCUAUGGGUAAACCACCGAAAUCCGCUAUGGGAAAAGCCACAUCAAAAAUGGGCAAUGUCCCGCCCAAAUCUGCUAUGGGAAAGCCGCCAAAAUCCGCCAUGGGAAAAGCCCCUUCGAAAAUGGGUAAUGUGCAGCCUAAAUCCACUAUGGGAAAGGCUACUCGAAAAAAGUGA
Haemonchus placei is the source of this 630-nucleotide messenger RNA. Lineage: Eukaryota; Metazoa; Nematoda; Chromadorea; Rhabditida; Trichostrongylidae. The record is from the annotation of a GenBank genome assembly.